UAAGGUUACGGUUAGGCAUACGGUUAACAGUGUGUUUAAAAUUAAGUUUAAGGGUAGGGUUAGGUUUAGGUUUAAAAUCAAAUUUUUAAGAAGAUAAAUUGUAGAAACUGGCGGGAUUUAGCCAAAAUGAUGACUUUGUGGCUAUGGUAACUACUGACCUACCGCGUUAACCUACGUCACUUCCGCUCUGACUCUCCCAGCAGGAAAAUGGCGGCUACUUCGAAAGAACACCGACUGUCCCAACAUGUCUACGCUACUCUACAGACCCUGUCAUGUUCCCUGGUGGAAGGUCUAUAUCUGCGUGAGGCUGACAGUAUGCAGGAACUACUGUGUACUCCAUCGCAACACCGCACCGACAUACUGGCAUGGAUCUGUAGCAGCAUCUGUCCAUCUCUCAGUAAGAAACUGCCCUCACUCAGAUCUAAAGACCCAAUCUCCCUCAGCCAAGAGCUGGCAGUGUUUGGCCAGGAGAUGAUGCUGUGUAGAACAGACGACCUGGACCUGAUCACGGGCCGGGCCUGCCCCCUGCGCCAGCUGUGGUUCCUGGAGCAGCUGCUUACUUUAGUGCCUGACUCCGUGGACAGCAGUGAGGACAGCAGGGCCGGUGGAGAGGGCCUACUGAAGGAACUCUUCUGUCCUGAAGCUCUGCCUCACCUGACACAUGCUCUCACCCCUACUCUCAACCCCUGGCCCUCUGACAUCAGGGGUGCCAGGAAGGGUCAGAGGUCACUACCCAGCAGGCCGAGGGGCGAGGAGGUUGCUGGUGUCACAGCCCUGCUGGAGUCCACUCUCGCCGCCCUGGAACAGCUGCAUGACCAGUGUGUGUUCCUGCGUGGUGAGGAGGCCAGUCCUAGCCGGUUCUCUGUGUGCGCGUUACGCGUAGCUGUGUCUGAUCUGGCCCAGAUGAUGAGUGUGUUCAGCCGUGUGUACGACACGGACUUCAGAUCCUACUGCAGCAGAGACCCUCCCAGCCUCAGAUCACACACACACAUCUUCAGCACUGUCCAUAGGCUGCUCACCGCCUGCAACACGGAGCUAGAGGUCCUGCGGCAGGUAUCAGAGGUGUCUGUAUGUCUGUCUGACACGGUGAAUGAGGUACACUCGGACCCUUGCUACUGGAGUCACGGACACAAGCACACCCUCUGUGAGUAUAUACACACAGACCCUCGCCUUCACAAACACACCCUCUCCACCCAGUUGGAGCACCUUACCAAGAGAUACACAGAGUUCCUUUCUCUUCACCACGGAACGGAUAGCAAGCUACCGCUAACCGAACCCUGAACUCCAGACUGAAGCUAGCAGGCUACCGCUAACCUUACCCUAAACUCUACAGACAACUAUUAGCUUGCUACUGCUAACUCUCCAUGAUCACCACAUGCAGUGUUAACUUUCCUGCAUUUCAAUGCUAAGGUUGUUCUAGUAUCAGUGCUAACUGUGUAACUGUGACUAGGGCAGUAGGCACAUCAUUAUCUAGCUUGGCUUUCCAUGUUCUCAUCUUUGUUUUUAAAAAUGUUUCAAUACACUUGAAAUCACUGUUUUUGUAAAUGUUUUAAUGAGUGCACUAUAUAGGGUCCCAUUUGGGACAUUCACCACCGAUACAUCAAAUAUGUUUUGCUUUCUCAACACCAGAAUUGCAGACAACAUUGUUUCUCUCUUGGUUGCACCGGGUCUCUUGAAAAAAAUAUUUUAUCUCAAUGAGACUAACCUGGAUAAAUAAAGGUUACUAGUUUCUGAAGU
Molecule: messenger RNA, 1737 nt
Organism: Oncorhynchus mykiss (rainbow trout)
Lineage: Eukaryota; Metazoa; Chordata; Actinopteri; Salmoniformes; Salmonidae
Source: RefSeq, a predicted model, not a curated record